Molecule: messenger RNA, 1515 nt
Organism: Penicillium angulare
Lineage: Eukaryota; Fungi; Ascomycota; Eurotiomycetes; Eurotiales; Aspergillaceae
Product: PDK/BCKDK family protein kinase
Exons: 4
Coding region: 1-1515 (504 amino acids)
Biological process (GO): protein phosphorylation; regulation of glucose metabolic process
Cellular component (GO): mitochondrion
Molecular function (GO): pyruvate dehydrogenase (acetyl-transferring) kinase activity
Source: RefSeq, a predicted model, not a curated record
AUGAGCAUCGGCCCUCUCAGAUUCCUCCGGCGUCGGAGCGGAGUCAACCUCGGCAGUCCAAUUCAUCCCGACCUCAUUACUCAUUCACCUCCCAGCACGCGACUUUCUUCCAUUCCUCCACACUUCCCCGGAUUCUGGAGAGAACGCCUACAGUCCCUUAUUCCCACUGCUUUCUCGGCCUUCUGGCCUCAAGACACUAUGUGGAAGCCGUCGGAGCGUCUGAUGGACACCAUCAGGCACUAUGCCAGCUUCCCCGCAACCGGAGUUUCUCUGAGGCAGAUGGUGCAGUUUGGCGACCGUCCCUCGACCGGAACUCUCUUUCGCGCCUCCCAAUUCCUCUCCGAAGAGCUUCCCAUCCGUCUGGCGCACCGUGUCCAAGAUCUUGGCGAAUUGCCGGAUGGACUGAGUGAAAUGCCCUCGAUCAAAAAGGUGCAGGACUGGUAUGCGCAAUCAUUCGAGGAAAUCAUCACCCUCUCCCGACCCUCUUUAAGCCAAGAAGUCAAAACUCGCCUCUUGCGACCGGGCCGUUUAAACGGCAGCUCAUCUAAAAUCCUCGCCGAAGCAACCUGGAACCCUAGUGUGAAGGAAGGUCAAUACCGAUCAUCCCCAAUAAACGUUCUUCCCAACAGUAAUGGAAAAGCCGCCGCGGCUGCCGGUCGCCGAUACUUCGUCCCCGCAGACGACCAUGCAGAGUGGCCACCCGAGCUAAACGACUACAACCAACGAUUUGCCAAAUGCCUACAACAAAUUAAACGCCGCCACGAUGGUGUAGUUACCACCGUGGCACAAGGUAUCCUAGAAUGGAAGCGCGUGCGACAACGCAUGCAAAUCGACUCGACAAUUCAAUCCUUCCUAGAUCGCUUCUACAUGUCUCGAAUUGGUAUACGAAUGUUAAUCGGUCAACACAUUGCGCUCACGGAACAAACGCACGUUAAACAUCCGCACUAUGUGGGAAUCAUCUGCACAAAGACAAAUGUAAAAGACAUUGCGCUUGAAGCAAUUGAUAAUGCCCGUUUCGUCUGUGAGGAUUACUAUGGUCUUUUUGAAGCUCCUAAGGUACAGCUGGUCUGCCGGGAUGACCUCAACUUCAUGUACGUCCCCGGACACUUGUCACACAUGCUUUUUGAAACAUUGAAGAACUCCCUUCGUGCCGUUGUAGAACGACAUGGUGCCGACCGAGACUCUUUCCCUGUUACAAAGGUCAUUGUUGCCGAGGGCAAGGAGGAUAUCACGAUCAAGAUCUCCGAUGAAGGUGGUGGUAUUCCACGAUCCUCGAUCCCUCUUGUAUGGACCUAUAUGUACACGACUGUUGAGCAAACCCCCAAUUUGGAUCCGGACUUCGACAAGAACGACUUCAAGGCUCCAAUGGCUGGUUUCGGCUACGGUCUACCAAUCAGUCGACUGUACGCUCGUUACUUCGGUGGUGAUUUGAAGCUAAUCAGCAUGGAAGGCUACGGAACCGAUGUCUACCUCCAUUUGAACCGUCUUUCAUCAAGCUCGGAGCCCCUGCAAUGA